Candida albicans SC5314 is the source of this 837-nucleotide messenger RNA. RefSeq lists its product as uncharacterized. The record is from RefSeq and is a predicted model, not a curated record. The coding region runs from base 1 to 837 and encodes 278 amino acids. The transcript has a single exon. Lineage: Eukaryota; Fungi; Ascomycota; Pichiomycetes; Serinales; Debaryomycetaceae.
AUGGGAUAUCCACCAAAUUUCAAAAUUGUUACUAAAUCAUUAACAGAAAACAUUUUAUUAGCAUCAACGGCUUUUUCAAGAGUCGAUAAAUUCAAUUUUGGUGCUCGUAUGGCGGUAUUUAAAUUUCCUCAAUCAAAUAAAAUUAUUUUAUGGUCACCAUUACCUUAUACACCACAAGUAAUUGAUGUUUUGACAAAAUUUACCAAUAAUACCAAUGAAUCAAAUUUAAAUAUUGCUUAUGUGAUAAUUCCUGAUCGUGAACAUAAUUUAGCUGCUAAAUCAUAUAAAGAAAAAUUUCCCGGGUGUAAAUUAAUUGGAAUGGAAGGAUUAGAUGAAAAUUCAUUGAAAUUGGAUUAUAAAUUUAUAAAACUGAUGGGUAAUAAAGUUUUAAAAAAUGAUGAAUUAAAACAAAUCUUUAAUGACAGUGACAGUGGCUUGAUUGUUGAUAAUUUUGAAUUUGUUUAUUUACCAAAUCAUGCAAAUCAAGAAUUGGUUGUAUUUGAUAAAUCAUCAUCAACAUUAUUUGAAGCCGAUUUAUUAUUCAAUUUAGGUGUACCGGGGUCAACUCUGGGUGAAACCAUUUUAGAACAAUAUUCACCAGAGUUGGGGUUCCCUAAAGGGUUUAAUCCUCAUUCUGGUUGGUCAUUUAUAACUAGAUAUUUACAACCAUAUUCUAAAGUUGGUCGUUUCUUAUUUAGAAAACUUGUUGAUAUAAAUCAUAGUAAACCUGGAUUAGAAGCUAUUUAUAAUUCAUGGGAUUUUAAAACUAUUGUUAUGUGUCAUGGAAAUAUUAUAACUAAAGAUGCUAAAGAAGCAUUUAAACAUGUUUUUGUAUAA